Messenger RNA from Budorcas taxicolor (takin), 2178 nucleotides. RefSeq names its product zinc finger protein 83-like. Gene Ontology annotation, biological process: regulation of transcription by RNA polymerase II. The record is from RefSeq and is a predicted model, not a curated record. Gene Ontology annotation, molecular function: DNA-binding transcription factor activity, RNA polymerase II-specific; RNA polymerase II cis-regulatory region sequence-specific DNA binding. The transcript has 6 exons. Lineage: Eukaryota; Metazoa; Chordata; Mammalia; Artiodactyla; Bovidae.
AUGUCUCCGUUUAGGCUGGAGCACCUGGAAGCGGGUUUGUUGGAGAGCCCGCAUGCAGUGAUUUGCGGUUCUACUGCCCGAGCUAGUGUUCCCCAGGACAGCAGUGCUGAGGCUGACAUGUGCCUGCACAAGUUUGAUUUGACAACUCGUGACCACACACUCGUGUUGCCUGAGGAAGCCCUGAAAUUAAGGAAGAGGAAAGAAAAGGAGUCAGGCAUGGCUCUUUCUCAGGAACGACUGACCUCUGAGGACGUGGCCAUUGAAUUCACUCAGGAGGAGUGGGAAUUCCUGGAUCCUGCUCAGAGGGCCUUGUACAGGGACGUGAUGCUGGAGACCUAUAGGAACCUGCUCUCGCUGGGAAUUUCUGUUUCUGAUCUGAAUAUUAUCUCCACAUUGGAGCCUGAGAAAAAGCUCUGGACAGUGGGGAGGAGUGAUGUAAAAGUAGCCAAAACUGCAACAUAUAAAGAAAAACAAGAUACCUAUGAUUCUUUUUAUCUUGUAGAUAUUUCUCCUACACAUGUGAUCAAGCAUUUACAACCCAAUGCGGACAGUGGUAAACAAGAAACAUUCCAAACAUUGAUGCUUGGAAGCCCUGAAAGCUGUGAAAUCAAACAUUUUCAUCUUUGGAAAAGUCAGGAAAAUAUGUGUGACUUUGAGUGUCAGGGGAGAGAUGACAAAAGAAAUUACAAAGGCACACCUGUAAGCCUUAAUGGAAAUGUGCCUGAUGAAAGAGAUUCGCAUGAUAGAAAGGAUGCAAACAUCAAACCCUUUGGAAAGAGGUUUGGAUUUAACUUUCAGGAUAAACUGCGGAUAGUUCAAACUGGCAGAAUAAUUUCUGAAUAUAAUGAAGUUAAGAGUUCUGUCAACAACAGUUUCUCAUUUUCACCACUUCACAGAAUUCCUCCUAGUGUCCAAACCAGUGUUUCUAAUAUAUAUGGGAAUGAUUUUAUGAAUCCUUCAGGAAUAACACAAGAAGUCAAAGCACAGAGGGAAAAACCUUACAAAUGUGAUGAGUGUGGCAAGGCCUUUCAUGUAAAGUCAACCCUUUUAAGUCAUCAGACAGUUCAUACUGGUGAGAAACCUUACAAAUGUGAUGAGUGUGGUGAGGCCUUUCGCCUAAAGUCAACCCUUUUAAGUCAUCAGACAGUUCAUACUGGAGAGAAACCUUACAAAUGUGAUGAGUGUGGCAAGGCCUUUUGUGUAAAGUCAACCCUUUUAAGUCAUCAGACAGUUCAUACUGGAGAGAAACCUUACAAAUGUGAUGAGUGUGGCAAGGCCUUUCGUCUAAAGUCAAGUCUUGUAAGUCAUCAGACAGUUCAUACUGGUGAGAAACCUUACAAAUGUGAUGAGUGUGGCAAGGCCUUUCGUCUAAAGUCAAACCUUUUAAAUCAUCAGACAGUUCAUACUGGUGAGAAACCUUACAAAUGUGAUCAGUGUGGCAAGGCCUUUCCUCUAAAGCCAACCCUUUUAAGGCAUCAGACAACAGUUCAUACUGGAGAGAAACCUUACAAAUGUGAUGAGUGUGGUAAGGCUUUUCCUGUAAAGUCAACCCUUAUAAAGCAUCAGACAAUUCAUACUGGUGAGAAACCUUACAAAUGUGAUGAGUGUGGCAGUGCCUUUCGUCUAAAGUCAAUCCUUUUAAAGCAUCAGACAAUUCAUACUGGAGAGAAACCUUACAAGUGUGAUGAGUGUGGCAAGGCCUUUCCUGUAAAGUCAACCCUUUUAAUGCAUCAGAAAGUCCAUACUGGUGAGAAACCUUACAAAUGUGAUGAGUGCGGAAAAGUCUUUGGUCGAAAACCUCAUCUUCAACGUCACAGGAGAAUUCAUACUGGAGAGAGUCCUUUCAGAUGUAAUAAGUGUGGCAAGUUCUUCAGUCGAAAUUCACACCUUCAGAAACAUCAGAGAAUACAUAUAGAGAAACCUUUCAAAUGUGAUGAGUGUGGAAAAGUCUUUGGUCAAAAACCACAUCUUCAACAUCACUGGAGAAUUCAUGCUGGAGAGAGACCUUUCAGAUGUAAUGAGUGUGGCAAGUUCUUCAGUCGAAAUUCACACCUUAAAAGACAUCGGAGAAUACAUAUAGAGAAACCUUUCAAAUGUUUCAAGUGUGGAAAAUCCUUUACUCAGGUCUCAGCACUCACUAAACAUCAGAAAAUCCAUACAUGAGAGAAACUCAUGUGA